CCCGCAGGACCUUUCUAGAGUGUCUGGGAGAAGCGGAGUUUCGCGGGAGCUGAGAUUUUUAAAGAGAACCCUCGGCACCGCCCACCCCCCGCACGUGUUACAAUUCUUAUUUUCUAUCAGAAUUCGUCGUGCUGGUGUAUGACCACGUUUAACCUUUGUUACAUUUAGAUUCAGAAUCAAGUCCGUGUAAGGAUCGCAGUACUUAACCUGUUUUAAUACUUGUGUGGGAGGCCGGCCAGUUAUCUACCCCCCACCCCCCAGCCUGUCCUUUGCAGGGUGGAAGGGAGAGAGAGACAUGCUUUUCUGGGUGACUUUGAGCAAACCUCUCCCCCUCUCAGUGUGUCAGUUUCCCCAUAUGUAAAGUGAGGGUUUGGGUUGCAAGUUUCCAAGUUUGCCAUUGGCGUGCGAAUUCCGGGGGUGGGUGUUUCUUUAAAAAUUCGGAUGUUUGCGGGUGGAGGGCAGGCGUACGUGGGUUUUGCAAGCUAGGCAGCUGAUUCUAAUACCUACCCAGGUGUGGGAGGGAUCCUUCCAGCUUUAACCUCCUCUUACUUCCUUUAUAGGACAUAGUGUUAAACCUUAAAAUGGAAACUUAAAAACUGGAGGAAUGCCACUGUGAGACCACUUUGCAGAGUGGAUUUUGGCAUUUGGGACAGAGCCUGGGCAAUCUCUCUCUCUCUCUCUUGGCCUGGCCACUGGCUACCAGGUGUUUGCUUUGUGGAGACUAGAUGGACAGAUUCCUGGUGAAGGGGGCUGUCAGGGGCCUUAUGGGAAAGAGGGAGCAAGGGCAGACCGGAGGAGGCCCAGCAGGGUUGGCAAAAGACGAGGAGACCAGCAGGAAAAAGCCCAGGAGAGCAGCCCCGGGGAAUGGAGUGCACUCGGCAGGCCUCAGCUGGAGGCACAUUGGAGCCGAGGGCCUGGACUGCGAUUACACAGUCCUGUUUGGCAAAGCCGAAGCAGAUGAGAUUUUCCAAGAGUUGGAGAAAGAAGUGGAAUAUUUUACAGGUGCGCUGGCCAGGGUCCAGGUGUUUGGGAAGUGGCACAACGUCCCAAGGAAGCAGGCGACAUACGGUGAUGCUGGGCUGGCCUACACCUUUUCAGGCCUUACUCUGUCUCCAAAGCCCUGGGUCCCUGUCCUAGAGCGCAUCCGGGAUCGCGUUUCUGUAGUGACUGGACAGACCUUCAACUUCGUGCUUGUGAACAGGUACAAAGACGGCCGCGACCACAUUGGUGAGCACAGAGAUGAUGAGAGAGAACUGGCUCCUGGGAGCCCCAUCGCCUCUGUCUCCUUUGGGGCUUGCAGAGACUUCUUCUUCCGGCAUAAGGAUUCCCGGGGGAAGCACCCCUCCCGGAGGCUGGGGGUGGUCAGGCUCCAGCUGGCCCAUGGAAGCUUACUGAUGAUGAACCACCCAACCAACACUCACUGGUACCACAGUCUCCCCGUCCGAAAGAAGAUUCUGGCUCCCCGGGUCAACCUGACAUUUCGGAAAAUCCUGCCUAUUACGAAGUAAAAACGUUUUUAACAGCUAGUACUUCUGUUAGCU
Molecule: messenger RNA, 1541 nt
Organism: Physeter macrocephalus (sperm whale)
Lineage: Eukaryota; Metazoa; Chordata; Mammalia; Artiodactyla; Physeteridae
Gene: ALKBH2
Product: alkB homolog 2, alpha-ketoglutarate dependent dioxygenase
Exons: 3
Coding region: 726-1508 (260 amino acids)
Biological process (GO): DNA repair; DNA alkylation repair
Molecular function (GO): cytosine C-5 DNA demethylase activity; ferrous iron binding
Source: RefSeq, a predicted model, not a curated record